CGAAAAAAAAAAACCCACGCUAAGAAGGAUUCUGAAACAAAGUCAACACACAACGAGAUGGAGAAGAACAGGCGUGCCCAUCUGCGGUUGUGUCUGGAGAAGCUGAAGGGGCUGGUACCGCUCGGACCCGAAGCCAGCAGGCACACCACCCUGAGUUUACUAACGAAAGCUAAAUUGCACAUCAAGAAGCUUGAAGACUACGACAGGAAAGCCGUACACCAAAUAGACCAGCUGCAGCGGGAGCAGCGGCACCUGAAGAGGCAGCUGGAGAAGCUGGGGAUAGAGAGGAUAAGGAUGGACAGUAUCGGAUCCACUGUUUCUUCGGAGCGCUCAGACUCGGAUCGAGAAGAGAUAGACGUGGACGUGGAGAGCACGGACGACCUUCCCGCGGACCUGGACUGGAGCAGCAGCAGCCCGAGCGACUCGGACGAAAGAGGGAGCCUGCAGAGCGUCUGUAGCGACGAGGGCUAUUCCAGCUCCGGCGUGAAGAGGUUCAAGUCGCAGAGCAAUCGCAAGCCUUCUCUCGGUCUAUAA
Molecule: messenger RNA, 534 nt
Organism: Pelecanus crispus (Dalmatian pelican)
Lineage: Eukaryota; Metazoa; Chordata; Aves; Pelecaniformes; Pelecanidae
Source: RefSeq, a predicted model, not a curated record